Molecule: messenger RNA, 903 nt
Organism: Brachypodium distachyon (stiff brome)
Lineage: Eukaryota; Viridiplantae; Streptophyta; Magnoliopsida; Poales; Poaceae
Product: polyadenylate-binding protein 2
Exons: 6
Coding region: 77-709 (210 amino acids)
Molecular function (GO): RNA binding
Source: RefSeq, a predicted model, not a curated record
GCUCUGAUCUUCCUUGGCAAAUUCCCGCACCGUGGACACCAUAGUGGGUUAGAUAGAUCCAAGGGAGCGCGCCGGCAUGGACGAGGAGGAGCACGAGGUUUACGGCCAGGAGAUCCCGGUUGACGGCGACAUGGAAGGCGGCGACGUCGACAUGACCACCGGCGGAGACGACGCAGCGAAGGAGCUCGAUGAGAUGAAGCGUAGGCUCAAGGAGAUGGAGGAGGAGGCCGCGGCCCUUCGCGAUAUGCAGGCCAAGGUUGCCAAGGAGAUGCAAGGAGGUGAUGCUAAUGCAUCUACUGCUGAGGCAAAGGAGCAAGUGGAUGCUCGCUCUGUUUAUGUUGGAAAUGUUGAUUAUGCAUGUACACCAGAGGAAGUACAGCAGCAUUUUCAAGCUUGUGGAACUGUCAACAGAGUGACAAUCUUGACUGACAAGUUUGGACAGCCAAAAGGAUUCGCUUAUGUGGAAUUUCUCGAGCAGGAAGCUGUCCAGGAAGCUCUUAAUUUGAAUGAAUCCGAACUGCAUGGUCGUCAGAUCAAGGUGUCACCAAAGAGGACUAACGUCCCAGGGAUGAAGCAGCGUCCACCACGCGGGUUCAAUCCAUACCAUGGUUACCCAUAUAGAUCAUAUGGGGCACAAUAUUUCCCGCCGUAUGGUUAUGGGAGAGUUCCCAGAUUUCGCCGGCCUACGCGCUACAGGCCGUACUUUUGAAGUAUUGAGGUCUCCAGGAAGCAACGCAGUGUCAACGUCACUCCGCAGAAUAAUUUCACCAGCUGCUCUUUUAACUAUAUUAUUAUGGUUGACUAGUAGACAGACAUAAUUCCCUUGAGCUCGAUCUGUACCGUUGGCUUGCAGUACCCAAAACACAUGAUCAAAUUAAUUAUGUGAUAUUCUGUGCGACGUAC